Molecule: messenger RNA, 588 nt
Organism: Penicillium daleae
Lineage: Eukaryota; Fungi; Ascomycota; Eurotiomycetes; Eurotiales; Aspergillaceae
Product: med21 domain-containing protein
Exons: 2
Coding region: 1-588 (195 amino acids)
Biological process (GO): regulation of transcription by RNA polymerase II
Cellular component (GO): mediator complex
Molecular function (GO): transcription coregulator activity
Source: RefSeq, a predicted model, not a curated record
AUGGCAGACAUCCUGACCCAGCUCCAGACAUGCCUUGACCAGCUCGCAACUCAGUUCUACGCCACAUUGGGUUACCUCAGCACUUACCACGACAACUCCCCUGCUACUCCACCGCCCGGAAUCCCGAGUGCUGCUCCCGCUCUAGCCAAAAUGUCCAAGAACACAACCUCCCCACCCGUCCCCGCCUCCAUCGCCGCAUCAGCAGGAGGAGCCGCAGCAGCCGCUGGCGCCGAACAGUCACCAGUACCUCCACCAACCCAACAACCCGGGACAGAACCCGGAGCCGUCGAAGGCGAAGAUCCCAAUCUCCUCCCACAACCGGACUCGCCACGCACGUUCGCGGCUCGGCAGCGAGAGCUAGCGCGUGAUCUCAUUAUCAAAGAACAGCAGAUUGAGUACCUGAUCUCCGUGUUACCAGGCAUCGGCGCUUCGGAAGCGGAGCAGGAGGCGAGAAUUCGAGAAUUGGAGACUCAGUUGCGGGAGGUAGAGAAGGAGCGUGUUGCAAAGGCGGAGGAGUUGAAGCGGUUGAGAGGUAGACUGGAGGAUGUGCUUGGUGCUGUAUCAGUAGGACUUUAUGGGGAUCGGUAG